Myotis daubentonii (Daubenton's bat) is the source of this 10600-nucleotide messenger RNA. RefSeq names its product protein prenyltransferase alpha subunit repeat containing 1 (gene PTAR1). The record is from RefSeq and is a predicted model, not a curated record. Gene Ontology annotation, cellular component: cytoplasm. Gene Ontology annotation, molecular function: protein prenyltransferase activity. Gene Ontology annotation, biological process: protein prenylation. NCBI's taxonomy places the organism in Eukaryota, Metazoa, Chordata, Mammalia, Chiroptera, Vespertilionidae.
GAGCUCCGCCAAACCGGCGCACACGCGCGCUCCCCGCGGAACCCCGCCGGCCGCGCUGCGCUGUCCCGGAGGCGCGCCCGAGCCGCCCGGCCGCCAACAUGGCCGAGACGAGCGAGGAGGUGGCGGUGCUGGUGCAGCGGGUGGUGAAGGACAUCACCAACGCCUUCCGGAGGAACCCGCACAUAGAUGAAAUUGGCCUGAUCCCAUGUCCUGAAGCUAGGUAUAACCGGAGCCCCAUAGUCCUGGUUGAAAACAAACUUGGUGUGGAGAGCUGGUGUGUCAAGUUCCUUUUACCGUAUGUCCACAACAAGCUCAUUUUGUACAGAACAAGAAAGCAAUGGCUGAACAAAGAUGAACUGAUAGAUGUCACACGCACCCUGCUGCUUCUAAACCCAGACUUCACCACGGCAUGGAACGUGAGAAAAGAGCUGAUCCUCUCUGGCACUUUAAAUCCAAUUAAGGAUUUACAUCUGGGAAAACUGGCCUUAACUAAGUUUCCAAAGAGUCCAGAAACAUGGAUUCACAGACGAUGGGUGCUACAGCAGCUACUUCAGGAAACCUCCUUGCCUUCCUUUGUGACCAAAGGAAACUUGGGAACAAUUCCUGCAGAAAGGACCCAGCGACUAAUACGAGAAGAGAUGGAGGUCUGUGGUGAAGCGGCAGGGAGAUACCCAAGCAACUAUAAUGCCUGGUCCCAUCGCAUCUGGGUUUUACAACACCUGGCCAAGCUAGAUGUCAAGAUUCUUCUUGAUGAACUAUCUUCUACUAAACACUGGGCAUCCAUGCACGUUUCAGACCACAGUGGAUUUCACUACCGCCAGUUUUUGCUGAAGUCUUUGACUAGCCAAACUGUGAAAGACAGUUCUGUGUUGGAGCAAAAUCCUUUGAGAAGUGAGUCAGCCCUACUUCUUCCACAAGACGAAGCAGCAGCAGCUUCCACAGAGGAACCAAGGAUAAAUAUUCCCCAUCUUCUAGAGGAAGAAGUUGAAUUCACCACUGAUCUUAUUGAUUCCUACCCAGGACAUGAAACCCUUUGGUGUCAUAGGCGGCAUGUUUUCUACCUUCAGCAUCACUUAAGUGGUAGUUUUCCUCACAGUGUGACCCAGUUGUCAACUGCAGAUAGCCCUGUAGGGACUUCAAGUGACUUGCACCACAUCCCAACAGGCCCUCGCACGGCUCAGGCAAUGGAAGUGGAUGGAUUGAGUGACUCAAGCAAGCAAGGCUAUUCCCAGGAAACAAAACGCCUGAAGCGGACCCCAGCUCCCAAUUCCGCAGGCCUGGAAAUGGAACACAGGUUCAUCGAUCAAGUAUUGUCCACUUGCCGGAAUGUAGAGCAGGCCAGGUUUGCCAAUGCAUAUAGGAAAUGGCUGGGUACGUUGAGUCAAUGAAAAAGGUGGACUAUUCCUGCAAGGUUCCCCUUUUAGUGCAAUAUUGCUUUCCUUUCUUAUUUACAUAGCUGCAUGAACUGUCUGCUAUUAUUAGCUAACCAUAUAUUCUUCAUCUUUAGGUUAAAAGUCCAAAAAAGACCUUUCAUUUUAUUUAUUUUGUUAAGAACUGGCAUUCCUUUGGGGACAAUAUAAUUGUGUACUUCUUUCCUGCUAAACAGUGAGUCUUAAUUUUCUUCUUUGAAACUUCUCAUCCUUUCUGUUUCUGUACUUGUUUAUUUCUAAAAGAAGCCUGUUUCUAGGCUUCUCAUUUGGUCCUCCUAGCUGGUUCAACACCUCCACCCACCUCGGUGCAAUUGCGGGAUAGACUAAUUUUUUUUAAAUUAAAAAUGUAUGUUGUAGUUAAGCUUAAAAACAAUACAAAUGCAAAAUUACUCAAUCUAAUUGUUGUUUUGAGAAUCAAAUGGCCAGAUGGAUGGUUAUGUGAAAAUACAAACCAUUUCUUUCUCUAACAUGUUCUACAAGUUAUAGACCAAGAUAACCAAAGUCAGAGUGUUGGAACUUAUAUGAAAAACAUGCUUCCAAUGUAAUCCAUUUUUAAAAUGGUUAUUUUAAAAAAUAAUAAUAAUUUUAAGAGUUUAUGUAAUUGCAGUACUGGAAAAUUAUUUUUAUUACUAGUUUUGAUAGAUUGUUUUUAACCUCAAAUUUGGUAUAAACCAAAAACAUUUAGAUCAAUGCUUAUAAAAAUCAAUUUUUUAAAAAAUACCUGGAAUGCCAUUUUUAGUUAUUACUGCUUAUUUUCCUUCCAAUUCACCAUAAAAAAAAUGGGAGAAAUAUGCAUAGAAAUGUAUCCAUAAAAAUCUUCCUUUUUAAAAGUUUAAGUUAUUGAGGAUACACUGGAUAAACUACAAAAUUUUUAUGAAAUGACUAUUAAAAGUUUACUGGCAAAAGCCAGGGAGACAGACUGAUUUUGAAGGUUAAUUCUUUAAUCUUUAUUUUAAAAAAUAAAAUAAUUAAAAAACUUUGAUACUAAACUUAUCAGGGAUGAGGUACCAAAGUAUCCACCUUAUAGCUAUAUUUUAUCUUUUCAAUAACAAGGGCUGUUUUUUUCAGGUUGGUUGGGCCGAGGGGGAAGUUUGGGGAGUACCAGGUAAUGUCUAUUUUCCAUUAUUAUAUUUUUUAUUAUUAUAUUAUUAUAUUUCCCAUUCAUAAGUGGUCUGUGUUCCUUAUUUCCACAUACCUUUCUCUUCGUUGUCCUAAUUUGUUCCUUAUUUUUUGUCACUUUCACCUUUGUCUGUUUUUCCUUAUCUGUGUUAUUUCAGUGACAUAUUCUGAAGAUAUUCUUCCCUAUUUCCAAUGAAUUCCAUACUCCAUUAAACACAUGCACACAUGAAAUAUGAAUAUGAACUGCUCCUCUAAAAGUUCCUCUAGUGAUGGAGGUUGUCUUGCCCUGUGUAUGUAAAGAAUGUGAGUCAUAGUGGCAGAAACAAUUGUGGCCACCAUGCUUUGUCUGUUAUCCUUUUUUACUUGCUAGGUCACCCAUGGUGCAAAGAGACGAUGUAGGGAAAGGAAGACCUCCUAUCUCACUGUUAUGGAAACUCUGGAAUUCAAUGAGACAUAUUACUGUAAGGGAAAAGAAUAAGUCCUGUACUUGUGCAUCAUGAUUUUGUUGAGUGGCAAAAUGUUGAGACUUAAGAACACUAGAAAAAUUGUCCAGCCUGGUUGCUGUAGACAGAAGGUGCUCUUACCUCUUAGGGCAAAAUUAUCCUUUUGUAGCUUUUACAGUAUUUUAGUGAAAAAAUAAUUGUCAUUAUGAACAUAAUUCCAUGGCCCUUUGUGUACAAGGCAUAUUUUGAAUCAAAUACCUCAAGGAUAAAACCAUUAACUUGUGAUCUUCAGCAUCUACAGGGAUUGAGGGGGAAAUUACACAGAGAUGACAUGGGAGAUUCAGCCCAUUCCACUGAUACAUGUUGCCAAAUUCUGGCUUCACUCAGUAUUAUCUUUUUUCUAAGCAUCAUUUUAAGUAUCCCAACUAUUAGGGCUUCUUAAUGCUUUGAUGUUAGAGUAUUCAGGACGUGAAUAUAGACAAAAACCCUGUGAAACAUCAGCUAAAUUUUAUAGUGCUCCACAUUUAAAAAAUAUAUAUUUUUAUUGAUUUCAGAGAGGAAAGGGAGAGGAAGAGAGAGAUAGAAACAUCAAUGAUGAGAGAGAAUCAUUGGCUGCCUCCUGCAUACCCCCUACUGAUAAUCUAGCAAUGCAACCUGGGCAUGUGCCCUGACCGGCAACUGAACCAUGACCUCCUGGUUCUAAGGUUGACAUUCAACCACUGAGCCACACUGGCUGGGCCACAUUUUUUAUACCUUUCACAGAGUAUCUUGCUCAUCUUGUUAACUGUCUUCAUCUAAGUCUCUUAACCCACCCCUUUCUGAAGCCAUGCAGUCCUUUAAUAUCUUGGUCUCUCGUCUUCCUAAUAAAGUUUUAAGUAGGAGUGAAAAUACAAACAUUCAGAGGGUACUGUUUGUAUGACUUUUGUGUGCUGUUUCUAAAAAUUUUAUUUUUAAGUGUUCAUUCACAGAAAAACCUGGUAUUGUCCUAUAUGGUUGUAUUUUUUUUCCUAAAUGGUCGACACCUAAACUCACUAGCUGUAGCAUAAUAUCUUUUUGACUGAAUGAGCUCAUUCAGUGGAAAGGAUGUGUCUAUUUUUUGGGAUUUGUUAUUCUUCACUUUGUAUAAAUAUGUCAUUGUUAAAAGAUGGUUUAGGUUGACAUACACUUCAUCAAACUUUUACUGGAAGAAUAGUAGGCCGUAGUACAUCCUGUGGAUCAUGUAUACUACUGACAUGCAAAAAGCAAUAAGAUUGUCAAGAUCUUCAUCACCACCACUAACCCACCUUUUUUUUAAUAUACCUAUUUUGAUAAUAUGGUGUUUUCAAAUUCUACUUGCACAUUGUGAAGGUUUGAUAAAUAUGUAUUCAAUUAAUGAGUGAUUAACUGUUUGAAGAGGGGAAAGAUUGAUCAUGAGUGAUAGGGUGAGUUAUGAUUGAGAAAUUAAUGAAUUAAAGCAAUGGGCUGUGAAUGGAUGAUAUAUUCUAGCUUCAUGAUUGUUCAGUGGAGCUAUUGCAUGUUGAAUAAGUUAAUUUUAUACAGCUGCUUUGUUUAUACAUCCAAGAAGUAUAGUUCUGUAAUUACCAAUUAAUUGUAGUUUAAUACAUAUUAAAAAAUCAUAGGACUAAUGAAGCCUGCUUGCAUUAAGAACACUAUUUUCUGUUAUGAUGUUGCAGAAAAAUCUUACCAGUACAGCCAGAGCCACUGAGGGGCAUCUGAAGAAAUUCUCUAAUUUUAAAGACUUGUUGAUCUGUACCAGUGAAUGGAUAGUCAUUUUGUACUUCUCCUUUCCCCCUCCCAAACUUGAACUGUGGACCUUUUAGAUAUUUCUUAAACCUCUGUAAGUCAUUUUUUAAAUUUAAGGAUUUGAUACUUCGUAUUCCCUUUUUCUUUUCUAGGUUUUAGCAUUUUAUUACCUUUUUGGAAACUAUGGACACAGACUUUCAGUCAUAUUUCUUAUUCUUAUGGUACGGUUCUAAUUUUAAGUUAAAGGCUUCAUGAUUAAUAGGACUAAAUGUAUACAGAAUGUCACUAAAAGCCACUUAAAUUUUCAGAUAAGGGCUUAUGUAACAAGAUGUGGAAACACAAGUUCUUGGAUUUGUAUGUGGCAUUUUGUAAGAAAGCAUAUAUGGGGGUAGACCUGUGUCAUUUAGUAGAUAUAUUCAGGUCAUAUCAGCUCAUGCUUGUUGAGACACACACACUGAGUGUGUGUGUGUGUGUGUGUGUGUGUGUGUGUGUGUGUGUGUGUGUGUAAAGAGAACUUUAAAUAUUGUUGAGAACAAGUUAUCAGUCUAGUAAUUUUAUAUAACACAGAUGGUAUCUGACACAGGCGCUAAGUACAAUUUGGGAAUGCAACUACCACUUGUACAAUAAUCUGUCUCAACUUCAGUUCCCUGAAUUACAAAAGAUGCUAAAGAUUCAGUUAACAAAGGAAAUAACAUAUAAUCUUUUUUUCCUAUAAAGCUUUUGUAAGCUUACAGUUAUUUUGUUACUAGAAAAUUGAAUUUUAAAACUUAAGUAUUUAAAUUAUGCUAGAAAAUUUGAACAGCAUUGUAACAACUGACCAUUUUGUCUUCUGAAUAAAUUUCUCAAAUAGAACCAUUGCAAAUGCUGUCACUUUACAGACGUGCCGCUGCUUCCCGUGCUUGGGUGAACUCUGUCCCGGGCUCCUGUUUAAUGAAGUGCAUUGAGGCCCAGGGAUCUUAGGCAAAUUCAGUGUGAUGAAGGCAGUAAGCAGGAAAAAUCAGCCCUGAGAAUUCUACUUAAUGUCACACAGUGUCUUUUAAAAAAUAACUAUACAUACUGUGUUAAUCUGAGUGCCUUUCUUACUUUUGUGGGGAGCAAGAUUAUAUUUAAGUCUAAUGUUUAGGUAGAAAACAGAGAACAGAAGUUUUAUCAAACUGUUGAUUGUGACUCAUUCCAAUUGCUAGGCAUGGUUCCCAUGGAGUAUUUUAUCUAAUGAGAUACUGAUAUGAGCAGAUGUUAUGAUUUCGUUUGCAUUUCAUUAGUUACCAUGUUUAAGCACCCUACCAAGAAGAAUCAUUCUUCUGGGGGGGUUGAAGGCAUCACAUUUAAAGUAUGGUAUGUGCAUAAUGAAACAUCAGCCUGGAACCCACACAGCCUGUGUUCAAAGGGAAACUGGCUCCCUCCGCUGAAAGAAAUGCAGUAUGAUUGUCCUAAAUGAAUCUUUGGUCUCACUUUAAGAACUUUUAAGAAUUACCCCCCAUGCCGAAACCGGUUUGGCUCAGUGGAUAGAGCGUCGGCCUGCAGACUGAAGGGUCCCAGGUUCGAUUCUGGUCAAGGGCGUGUGCCUGGGUUGCGGGCAUAUCCCCAGUGGGAGAUGUGCAGGAGGCGGCUGAUCGAUGUUUCUCUCUCAUCGAUGUUUCUGACUCUCUAUCUCUUUCCCUUCCUCUCUGUAAAAAAUCAAUAAAAUAUAUUAAAAAAAAAAAAAAAAGAAUUACCCCCCAAAUCCAGGCCUAUGUUAAGAUAGUUGAAAGGAAAAUAAAUGGGAACUUUAUCCUUUCAGAUAUCAGAGGAAAAGAAGCAAAUACUGAGAUGAAAUUUCAAUUGUGGCAUUUUAUGUACUUUGGGUAUGGAAAGGGGAGGGAUGGGAAUUCCGUAUUUCAAAAUAGCAAAUAAUUUUUAAUUGUAGUUUUAUAAAAAUAGAUAGCUAAGGAUUCCAAAGUGCUUUUCAGAGGACUGUUGAAUAACAUAUUCCAGUAGUAUCUGUCAUGUUCAUAGUUGAGACAGAAAACCAUUGUGUCUGUUGGGAUCUGUGGUCAGGGAAGCCUUUGGCUCCCAACUUUCCAGGCCAUGUUAACACUGUAAAACCAAACUCUUUGCUAGGAAAAAAAAAAGAGAGAGAGAGAGAGAGAGAGAAAGCAGCAGCUUCGUCUGCUCAUGAAACCUUGUGCUUCCAAGAAUAUUCGAUAUAUAUAUAUAUAUAUAUAUAUAUAUAUAUAUAUAUAUAUAUAUAUAUAUAUAUAUAGUUUGUGCUUUGGGGCAAUAAUAUGGUCCACAAAACUAACCCUGGCAUUUUUUUUAAUUAGUCUAUUAUUAUUCCUCAGGGUGUAGAAGAUUUAGUAAAUUUAGGACAAAAUUUUAUAUUCAGUGGCAAAAAAGAAAAGGCAAAAAUAUACUAGAUAUAUUACUACUUCUUGAAAUUUUAGUGUACAUAGUAUUUUUUAUGAACCACUACCAGUGCAGUAGCACAUAGAUGCUUCGUGACUGCCUCAUUGUUCAUCAUGCUGCUUCAGUCCCUAUGGCUCUAUUAUGAAUGUUCUCACGUGUCUUCUCUGGAAACAAUUAUUUUUCAUGUUUGACAGAGGUAGGGGUGUUUCAGUGGACCUUUUCAGUUUUUGAAAAUCCUAUUGAAGGAAACGAUUACUGUUUUCAAACUAACUGACAACUAUUUUGCUUCUUAAAACUUCAGGUUCCCUAAAAGAGUGUUUUUGUGCUGACCCUGUACAUGUUCAGUACAUUGCAUAGUACUCUGUACCUUGUAGGAAUACAACAGGUCAGAAUUGUUAAAGGCCAGAAAAUUGAAACUAGCUUAUCUCUGUCUUCUCACCAUUGUCCAUAUUUUUAGUUUUAGGAGAAAUAAAGUGCAUAAGAUACAUAAUCAGGUUCAAACAUGCAAGGCAAAGAUUGCAAAUGAAACUUAGGUACUUUGAAAGCAUAUGUGUAUGUGUGUAUACAUAUAUAUGUAUGUACAUUUAAAUGAGAUUUGGAACUUGAAUUUAUAUCGUGGUUUUACAAAGAAUUUUAUCUAAGGAUUUUUGUUUUCAUAUUUGCUUACAGUGCUCCUGUUUAAAGACUUUUUUUUUAUUAGACCAACCCUCUCAAGCAAAGUUGGGACCCUCACACAAGUACCCAUUUGCCAGAAUUAAUCAGAUAUUAGUGUACAUGCUAUUAAGUCUUUGGUUGCUCACAAACCAUGAUUUUCUGGCUUUUCUUCCAUAUCAUUAGGGAAUCAGCCUUAAUUUUAUGUAUAGCAGUCAUUUUCCUCAAAGUACUAUGCACCAUACUUCAGAUGGCUGUUUUUGUCUUUAUAAAGUAAUCAAUAAUAAAUUUGAGGUUUCUUAAUGUCAUAGGGAUGAACAAUUUUUCACGUCCAGAUGUUGACUCAUACAGCAUUCUAUAAAAAGUGCUCAUACAUUAUCCUCCCUCACAAAUGUCAUCUGGCAUUUGGAGCAGGUCUUUUUUUCUUAUUGGUUAAAGAAUGAGAGUAAACAGUGCAGUCAUCAUAGGUGCUCGAUAAAUAGUCAUUUAUUGAUCUAUCAAAAGAACAGCUUUCAGAAAGGAGACUGUUGUCAUCUUUCACUGAGUAUAUUUGUAGAGUAAUAUAUGUUUGAAACUGAAAAAUUACAUCAUUGGACAUGAAUUUUCAGGCUUAUUUAAGUUGGCGUUAGUAACGUAAUGAAACUAUUGUUCAUGUACAUUGGUCUGAAGUUAGGGGAUGUGAAAAGUUUAAGUAGUUGUUUGUGCAAAGCACAAGAAUAAAUGCAGUUGUCUUCGUGGGCUGCUGAACUCUAGAGAGAACUGCUGUAGUCUUCUGCAGGCAGCGUCUAUGUUGGUAUAUCCAGUAUUACCAGGUUUAGAUUCUGCUUAUUUCUCCCUAAAUCUUGGUUGCUUUCCAAUAUCUUAAAAGUGGUAAUGGUAAGAUAUUAAAUAAUUGCUUGCUGCUUUUCUCAGAACAUCUUUAAAAUAAGGGAGACAUUUUUAUGAAUGAUAGAGUAGCUUCAGAAUCUGCUCAUUGUGGCUUUCAGAGCAUUUUUGGAAUGCUCUGUAAUUCCAGUGGAAAUUAGAAACAGAUUUAAACAAACAUUCCAGCCUGAGCUGUGAGGAGCAGAGUGUGUAGCAUAGUUGUAAUUGGGUAUCGGCUCCCGAAGAGGUUCCUGCUGCAUGACUGUGAGGCUGGCUUCUGACUGGGGUGAGCACAGGCAGUGUUGUGUUUUGGUGUGUGUUGUUCCUAGGGGAGUAAUGGAAUGUGCACUAGAUUAACUUGUUUUUAAGUUGGACAGAAUAAAAGUUGAGGUAUUAUAAGUAUGCCAAAUAUUUAUAUAUUCAAUUAUAAAAACUAAAAAAUGAAAGAAGAAAAUGAUGAAAGGUCAAUGAUUUUUUUUUGUUAGCUUCUAAAUUUUUUUAAAUGCAAGUCUCUCGAACACUAGGCAGUUGCUUAAACACUGAGAGACUUUAAGGGGAUAGUUCUCAGAUACUAUAUUCUGCUAUUAGCAUUCACCAUGCAUAUUAAUUUUACAUUGCUUGAAUAUUUUUUCCAAAAAUGGAGUAUAAGGUGCAGUCAAUAUUGUGUUAAGAUUCUGUUACAGGUUAUGGUUAAAUAGACAAGUUACAUAUAGGAUCUGUGGUGCAAGGUCAGAUCCUGGGCAUUAAAUAAAUGUUUGGCUAAUUUUCCCGAAGAUACUAAUUGUCUUCAUUCUGAUUGCACUUAUGUUUAAGAAAAUCUGCCCUUCUCCACCCUCUAAAAAAGUCAUGGAAUUUCCUUCAGUUCUCACCAUAUAAUAAUUGACACUUUUAAGGUUGUUUUAUGAAUUAUUCUUACACUUGAACUGUAUACCUUGCAGAAGGAUAAAAAUAAAUUCUGCAGUAAUGUGUGUGCAGAGGGUGCUUAUGUGUUCUGGGAGUCGGUACUCCACAGUGUUUAAAGUAUGCUAAGUUCUAAGGCUAAUGUCAUAAUUAGAUAUUGCCUACAUCAGCUCUGUCCAAUAGAAAUAAACGUGAGCCACAUAUGUAAUUUUUAAUUUUUUAAAAGGUGAAAUUAAUAUUUUUAUUUAGUCCAAUAUAUUAAGCACGUUAUCAUGUAAGUAUGUAAUCAAUAUACAAAAUUACUGAGAUAUUUUACCUUUUUUUUUUUUGAAUUCAGCAUUUGUACUCAUAGUGCAUCUCAGUUCUGACUAGCUACAUUUCAAGUGCUCCAAUAGCCGCAUGUGGCUAAGGGCUACUAUAUUGGACAGGGCAGACUCAUAGGGUACAAAGUAUGACUUUAUUUUAAAUGGGGAGAUGGUAAGGUAGGCAUGAAAUUUUGGUACUUUAUUUAGUAUAUUUAGAAAAGUAUCUAAUACAAUUAUCCACUCAUUUUCCUUCAUCAUUUUAUAUUUGUUCUAGAAGUAGACUUGCCCUGUUUCAGUUUGCCAAGCAUUACAUAAGGAGGAAGAAAUUCCAUGCCAUGUAAAAUACCAUGAUAUGCUACUUAUAACAACACGUUAUCAAUAACACAUUUUUCAAUGUGUUCACUAAAUUCUGUCCUGUUUCUUCAAAAUAUUGGCUUAAAUUGCAUGUUAAUUGUAUAUCUGUACCUAUUUUAUUUUUAUAUUAUUCUUACAAUACAAUAAUGUGUAUUAACAAACAGCCCUAGGAUUCUGAUCUUCCUAUGCAGCUGUCUUCUAGUACUUACUAGUAUACUUAUUAAGUUGUGAUAAAUGGCAGAAAAGUAGAAUGAACCUUUUUUUUCUAUUAGAUUUGUUUUUAUCAUGUGAUCACCAUGUACCAAGCUAUACAUUACUGUAUUUCUGUAGAAUAUGGAAAAUAGUGUUUAUGUCUUAUCUUUGCUAAAUGUUUGCAGUUUCUAAGUAAACUUCUCAUCUCCUGAAA